CAUUUCAAUUCUCGUGCGAUUGAGUACACUGGAACUCAAGGUGCUGCAGCAGGUCUUUCCUCUGAGCGCUUUAGGUUUUCGUCGUCCACUUUCAUCUUAAAGAAGAGAAGAAAAAUCACAGGCGUAUUUAAGCAGCCAUGACUGAUUCAAAUCUUGAAGUCUAGCAAUAGAAUAUGCAUGCUGCAGACUUUGAGGAUAAAAAAUUCUUACCAGUCCUUGAAGCUCAGGGUUCAAUCCAUCGAUAUAGCAGCUAAUUGAGUAAUCUUCAUUAAGUGUAACCCUACGAAUGCAACAUCAAAGUCUUCCAGACUAUAAGCAGGAGCAGGAGAUGGAAAUUGAAGCACUGGAAGCCAUUCUUAUGGACGAAUUUAAAGAAAUUCACUCUAGUGAAAGUGGACUAAGCACUUCGAACCGUUGCUUUCAGAUUACAUUGUCUCCUCAGGAUGAAGAAGCAGAUGAAUCAACAAAUCCUUCAGUUCAGCUAGCCUUGAUUUUCUCUCACACUGAAAAAUAUCCUGAUGAACCCCCACUUCUUACAGUGAAAAGUUUAAAAGGAAUCCAAACGGGAGAUCUUAAAGGUCUCAAGGAAAAGCUUGAACAAGAGGCAUCUGAAAAUCUUGGUAUGGCCAUGGUUUACACAUUGGUCACAUCGGCUAAGGAUUGGCUCUCAGAAAAGUUUGCUCAGGAUGAUGGCACUGAGAAUGCUGAAGAAGAUUCAGCAGAGAAAGAUGAUAUAAUCGUACCACACGGAGAACCAGUUACUGUUGAAACAUUUAUGGCAUGGAGGGAUAGAUUUGAAGCGGAGUUAGCACUUGAAAGAGCAAAGCUAAUGCCUGAUUCGGCACUUGCUGCACCAAAGGAGAAGAAGCUUUCUGGCAGGCAGUGGUUUGAAAGUGGAAGAGCUGCAUCGAAAAGUGUGGCACCAGCUGCUGAAAGUUCUGACGAAGAUGAUGAAGAUAUUGAUUUCGAUGAUGACGACUUUGAAGAUGAUGAAGACGACAUGCUUGAGCACUAUCUAGCUGAAAAAUCCGACUCUUCUGCUCAUUCUUCGAGGAGAGGAAACUAAUUCUAGAGGUCCAGCCCUACUGCCCCUUACAAAUCCAUCCGCGGUUCUAUCUUGUUUGACUAUUGGGACCUUAUUGAUAUAUAUACCGGGGAGGACGUAGAUCUCACAUUAGGCCUGGAUCAAGUAAAAGUUUUCAACCAAGAGAUGAGCUCCAUUUUGAUUGAAGAAGAAUUUGAUAUACAUGCAAAAUCGUAUCUUGUGAUAUCUUGAACUUACGUCAAAGACAUGACAUUAGUAAACCUUAUGAACCUUGUUGAACUCUUUGCGUGACUUGUAUUGGUUUGGUUUGGGGUUGCAUAUGUGCAUCGCGAUUGUUCUUCCCAUUGCAAUCCACGAUUUGGCCGUUUUCAAUAGGAGAAGAAUAUAGGGUUCUUUCUUAGUUGCUCUGUUAUAUGUGAGUGAUCUGAUUGCAGGGCUGCUACCAAGAACCUUACCAAGAACAGAUCUGUCUUUAUUCUUGGAAAAUGCUAUGUGAACACUGAGCUUUUUAGUC
Molecule: messenger RNA, 1559 nt
Organism: Olea europaea var. sylvestris
Lineage: Eukaryota; Viridiplantae; Streptophyta; Magnoliopsida; Lamiales; Oleaceae
Product: RWD domain-containing protein 1
Exons: 12
Coding region: 287-1066 (259 amino acids)
Biological process (GO): cytoplasmic translation
Molecular function (GO): protein binding
Source: RefSeq, a predicted model, not a curated record